This is a messenger RNA of Orcinus orca (killer whale), 731 nucleotides long. It is a transcript of the gene CCDC169, whose product is annotated as coiled-coil domain containing 169. NCBI's taxonomy places the organism in Eukaryota, Metazoa, Chordata, Mammalia, Artiodactyla, Delphinidae. The record is from RefSeq and is a predicted model, not a curated record.
AGGCAGCGACCGUGAGACAGUUCGUCCCCGCUACGGCUGACAGAACCUGACCGCUCCCGGCUGCAGGGCGUCCCCUCAGGUCUCGUGUUCUAAGCCGUGUGAGGGAAGGGCGUGGGUGGCCUCUGAUCUGACACGGUGGAGGAAGGAAGAGGCGACACCUUCGACGAUAUGAACACCGACCGCCUUAAACUGGAGUUACUGGAAGAAAGGCACCUGAAGGAUACAGUGCAACGCUCAGUGCUUGAAAUAAGACACAAGAUAGCGGAACUGGAAGCCAAACUCAAUACUGACGAUGAAGGUGGUGAAUGGAAAACCCGUUAUGAGACACAACUUGAAUUGAAUGACCAACUAGAAAAGCAGAUUGUUUCUCUCAAAGAGAAAAUGGAAAAAAUCUGUGGAAAUCCUUCAGACAGACUGUCUUCUAUUCGUGUCUAUGAAUGGAUGCCAGUGGAAGCCUUAAAUACAUUGCUUAAACAACUAGAGAAAGAAAAAAGGAGUCUUGAAAAUCAAGUAAAAGAUGCACUGAGACUGGAACAAGAGUUAAAGGGUUACCACAAGACCAGCCGUGAGCGCUGUACAUACCUUGCCGAAAGGUCUCAGGGGAAGAUGUAAUUCAGUUAAUCAGAAGACAAUGAAUGCCAUGAGAGGACCAGUAAAAAAGAUUUCAAGAUCAAACCAUCUUCCAAAACUCAAUCUGUGAUUCCAGAACUGUGUGGUUUACUAUUUCUUCC